Carya illinoinensis is the source of this 723-nucleotide messenger RNA. Its product is annotated as farnesyl pyrophosphate synthase 2-like. Lineage: Eukaryota; Viridiplantae; Streptophyta; Magnoliopsida; Fagales; Juglandaceae. The transcript has 6 exons. Bases 1 to 723 code for a protein of 240 amino acids. The record is from RefSeq and is a predicted model, not a curated record.
AUGGCCCAUAAAAGUUUCUCGAGUAUUAUUGGUGACAACUUAGACUAUGAAGAUUUUGAUACAUCUUUAGAUCAAUAUCUUGAGAGGCAAAACAAUUCGGUAUUUAGCUCAGACAUGGAGAAGUAUUUGUCGAAUGUGAUUGAACCAAAAAUCGCACGUAUUAUUGGUGACAACUUAAACUACGAAGAUUUUGAUACAUCUCUAGAUCAAUAUCUUGAGGGACAAAACAAUUCGGUAUUUAGCUCAGACAUGGAGAAGUAUUUGUCAAAUGUGAUUGAACCAAAAAUCGCACGUAUUAUUGGUGACAACUUAGACUACGAAGAUUUUGAUAUAUCUCUAGAUCAAUAUCUUGAGGGGCAAAACAAUUCGGUAUUUAGCUCAGACAUGGAGAAGUAUUUGUCGAAUGUGAUUGAACCAAAAGUAUUCGACACCGGUGGAUGUAUAAUAGAUCCAUAUCAAAGCUCAUUAGCGCCGGAAAUUGUCCAAGCACUAAUCUACAAACAAAAUUGGUUGACUUAUAAACCACUCAGUUCUUGGGAAGUGGAGGAGCAUAUAAAAGACGUUGACAUCAAAGGAGAACUACGGGAAACCAAACCCAGGCAAUGUCACAAAAAAGCUCUCUACAAAGAACUUGAUCUUCAGGGUGUAUUUGCUGAGUAUGAGCGCAAGAGCUAUGAAAAUUUGAUAGCCUAUAUUGAAGCUCAUCCGAGCAAAGCAGUAUAG